Messenger RNA from Suillus subaureus, 390 nucleotides. RefSeq lists its product as uncharacterized. Lineage: Eukaryota; Fungi; Basidiomycota; Agaricomycetes; Boletales; Suillaceae. The record is from RefSeq and is a predicted model, not a curated record. The transcript is spliced from 2 exons. Bases 1 to 390 code for a protein of 129 amino acids.
AUGGAUUUGCAGUCUGAGCCCGAGUCUUCUAUCAGCAGUGAUGACGAAGAGCCUGCUGCUCCUGCCAUCACCACCACUACCAGCAUUGCCCCUACCACUAUUAUAGAUUCAACAGAUGGCUAUGCUGAUGCUGAUGCUGCUCUUGCCUUUGGCAGUAUCCUUAAUGUACACAAGGGAGUGUACUUUAAUGUCCCACUCACUCCCACAGAUGGCAUAACUGUCUACUAUGUCACCAGGGGCUGCAAGAUUGGAGUGUUCUCUGGAUGGAACAGUGUUGGUCCCUGGGUCACCAGUGUUAGUGGUGCUCUCUAUGCAAAGGCAAAGACUGUGAACAAUGGAAUUGAGACUGUCAUUACUGCACUCAAGGCUGGUGUUGCUGUGAAGGUGUAA